This is a messenger RNA of Dermacentor silvarum, 1115 nucleotides long. RefSeq lists its product as uncharacterized. The coding region runs from base 1 to 606 and encodes 201 amino acids. The record is from RefSeq and is a predicted model, not a curated record. Lineage: Eukaryota; Metazoa; Arthropoda; Arachnida; Ixodida; Ixodidae. The transcript is spliced from 2 exons.
AUGGCCGAGAACAGCAACGGAACCGUGUCGAAAACCGCUCCGCACGAGGCGAUCAUCCCGAUCGUCUUCGACGGCAAGCAGCACUUUCCGGGCAAGCAGCAGUUGGCCUGUUCACGCCAGGUCUUCGAGAUGGUCGAGCGCAAGGAGCCGCUGGUUCCCUGGACGACGACCCUCUGCAGCGUGACUGGGAUGAGUUCAUCGAAGACUUCCACAGUGCAGCAGACCGCAAACUUCCCGGCGCUCAGCAAAAGACUGUCCGGUGACACCACGGCAGAUGCGAGCGGCGACGAAGAGAAAGUGGUCGUUUACGACGUAGACGUCAAGCAGUUCCGACCGGACGACAUAAACGUCUGGGUAAAGGACGGCAACGUGUCGGUGGUGGGACGCUCCGAGAAGGUCCUCAACGGCGGAGGCAAGUACGUCAAGGAGGAACUGCUGGGAGGCAUCCGGGUGCCCGCGGACGUCGAAGCCGACGACGUCACGCUGGAGACGACGCCUGAGCUCCGACUGAAGAUCUCGAGGCCUGAUUCGCGGCCGGGAUCAGCCAUGUCGUCAGCUUCGUCCUCGGCGCCUUCGUCCGCGGAGAACUCGCUUGCCGAGAGGUGAAACGGCUGUGUGUCACUUGAGUUGGUGACAGAACAAUCCGCGCGAGGCGGCCAUUGAUUCCGGGCUGCGUUGUUCGAGAGGGACAGGCCGCAACAUACGCGCCAGAGAGUGAAGGCAGUCAUGGAGAGACUUUAUCGCGGUGGCUAGAGAGAGCCGAAAAUCUUUUUCUCUCAUCUUAUGUUUUAAUUUCUCGGUGACUCCUGACGCUAACAGCUGAAUAUUUAUGCGCUUCCUUUAUGCGCAGAUCAUUAUCGAGGCAGGUCCUGCAGACGGGCGCAGUUUGGGUCCCGUUCGUUAACUUCUAUAUUGUCCCUAGUCUCCUGUAUCUUCAGUCGCGACUGAUAUAUCACCUGUAUAGAAAGCUGGUAUUGUUAUUGCUGAUAGCGCAUUUUGAAAGUGGCGUUUUUGAUUAUAUAUUUUAAGAUGAAUGUCGAGCUUCUUGAGGACCAAGAGUGUGUUUACCCUGUGUUUACUCGCUGUUCGCUGUAAUUGUGUGAAUAAAAAAGAUG